Messenger RNA from Mesorhabditis belari, 1254 nucleotides. The record is from the annotation of a GenBank genome assembly. Lineage: Eukaryota; Metazoa; Nematoda; Chromadorea; Rhabditida; Rhabditidae.
AUGCUUCGUUUACAGAUCGGUGACGUCAUGGCCUAUCGCCACUAUGAGCAGGGAACGAGCGGCAUGAAUUUCGAUCGUUUCCUCGAUCGCUUUGAUGAGAACACGGUGACGAAACUGAAAAGGCAUUACUGGACGGCAAAACAGAUGAUUCGAACAAAAAUGGGCAAAAAGGAGGAUGAGCUGUUGACAGCCUCCGACGCGGACUUGGACGCUCAGUUGUCCCUAUUCAACUCGAUCAAAACGACAAGCGAUUUGCUGCUAGAAGCGGCUCACUACUAUCACGGGUUUCUUUUGGACGCGGCACACGCCGAGAAUGGGGUCGGCAAAUUUUUGAAAGAUCGAGGAAAGUUGCAGAGAAGAGAAGAGACGAAAAAGGUAAUGAUCGCCGUGGGCAGAGCUUUCCUCUUCGCUUCACACCAAAGAGCCGCCAUUUGCAAUCCGUUGUUGAGAUUUUACGAGGAAUUGUGUGUUUUCAAUGAGAGAGCCAUCUUCGAUUGUGGGCAAACAGCUGAAGCGGCCGAGCGUUGUCGAACCGAGUACAGGGGCAGUUUGUUGUGGAUGAAACAGGAAAGUGAUGAGCUCGAGCCGACGAAUCGCCGACAAAUGGAGCGUUUCCGAGAAGUGCAAACGACGGUUCGAUUGAAUAAGGAAAGGCUGGAUCGACUCAAGGAGGACACAUUGCAGAAGGUCGAAUUGCUCUCAGCGAGUCGCUCUCAUCUUUUGUCGCAUUUACUGGGAAGAUACCUUGAACUUCUAACAACUUACUAUCAAAAAACGUCAACGAUCUAUGCGACGUUGGCGAAAAAUCUCUCCGUCUACGAUCACUACGAUUUCGAGAUUUUGACGGAACUCAUCGAACCGUCUCGAAAAGUGGCACAAAAAAUUCGACAAGAGAGCUUGGAUAAAGUGAAAGAACUGGAGGAACAGGAGAAAGCUGAGGAACAACAACAACAACCGGACCUGCUACGCUUUGAUGAACACGACGAGACGAGCUUACGGUAUUUGUUUGGCCGAGAUUCGCCCAGUGAAGAGAGAUUGAUUCCACAAAAUGGGAUUCGGUUUGGUGAUGGCGAGGAUCGAGCCGAGAGUCCACUGAUCGGUGAUCAAGAUGAAGUGGGCGAAGAGGCGUUUGAAAGAUUGACAAUUGAUCGGGAAAACACCGCUCCCUCGCUGGCUUCUUUACCUACUUUAUUCGGUGACUCGUGCGUUCCAAAAUUGACUCCGCCACCAGUGUUGGAUCCGUUGAGUGAAGCU